AUGUAUGUAGCUGUUGUACUCGUCGCAACUACUUUAAUAAUUAGUUCAGAACAAAAGCCAAAUAAACUCCAUGGAGAUCCGAAAUCGCUAGAAACAAGAAUUGAUGAUAAAUUUAACCCAAUUGGAACUUAUGACAUUGGCAUUGUAUUACCCUAUGAGAUAUCCGCAAGAGAAAAAUUCACUAAUAUAUUUCGAAAGCCCGUGAGUCACGACAAAAUAUCACUAAACCGUAGAGGAAGAAAAAGACCAAGGAAGACUGUGAUAAAUAAGAGACCGGCGAAGAUUCAAAACAAGCCCAAUAAACCGAGACCUAGGCCAAAGAAUCCACCCAAAAAACCCAUAUACACACCAUCUAAGUCAUCCAAAAAUCCAAAAAAUAGAAACACUUUUAGAAUCGUCAUCGGUAAUAACGUGAUUAAUUUAGGUAAUGGAAAGAAUCUGGUUAUAGAGGCUGGACAAAGUUCAGAUGAAGAAGGUGAUGACCAACAAGACUACGAAAACAGUGAUGAAGAAGAUGAAUAUGAUCAACGUGAAUGUCGUGGCAAUAAAUGUAAGCCUCCAAAGAAGAAACUUAAAAAGUGGCCCUAUAAACAACCAUCCGGUUGGCCUUUUGGGAACAACUAUCCAUGGAAAUAA
Leptosia nina is the source of this 636-nucleotide messenger RNA. The record is from the annotation of a GenBank genome assembly. Lineage: Eukaryota; Metazoa; Arthropoda; Insecta; Lepidoptera; Pieridae.